AUGGACUCUCGGGAGUGCCGCUUGCGGCGCGCCGGGGUGGUCGGGGCCCAUGAAUGGCCUGAAUUUCUCGGUCUGCGUGAUCGUUCCGAGGAUAGCUGUCAAGUGCUGGAGGAAAGGCUCGAGGUGGAAGAUGCUGUCAGCGAGUUGCAGAAUCUGGGCUUGCACGUCAUUUUAGUGAAUGGCCACGACCAGGAGGGCGCGUCCAGUGCCUCCACGUUGCGCAGAUACCCGCGCAUGCUGGAUGGCUGUGAGGUGAUGCGAGUUGCCUUUCGGAACAACUGCUCCUAUGCUAUCCCAAAGCACUUGGACGAACUGCCCUACACGCUGGCACCGCGGCAUAGGCGAUGGGUGGAGCAGCACCGGGACUUUUGUGAAGUGCGUUUCAGCGGAGAGACUGGCAGCUUCAAAGCCAGGUUUCCAAAUGCCAUGAAGGAGCAGUGGAAAUCACCCCUGCCCAGUCAGAUUCCGGAACAGCCACAGCUCUUCAAGGAGCCAUUGGACUGGGAGUCGGGUGAUGCCAUCAUCUUAACUGUGUCUAGAGGUCGCCGUAGAGAACAUUUGCUUUGCAUCAGCGAAUGUUCGAACUCUUUGUUGCAAGGUGCCGCGCAGUAUGCUGGGUACAUCCUGUGUACCCAAGGCGGUGAUUCCUGGAAAGAAAGCGAUGAUGACUUGUACAUCAGCAAAGCCCUCUUGUCUGUAGGUGAUUUCUGGGCGACAGAUCGUUUCAUGCUGCUGACCGCAGUGUGUGGGCCCCACGCUGGGACCCGAAGUCUGGGUGUCGGCUCCAACAUCAAGAAGCGGCGCCGUGCAGCAACCCUGGCACUGGCUGCGACAGCCUUUGCGCAGUGGGGGAGCGAGGAACCAUUGCCCCAAAGCGAUGGAGAGUUUGAGGCCUUAGCCUUGGCGUUGCGCAGCGCAGUGGCGAAUCAAAAAGUUGCGCAGUGGGCCCGGGGUUGCCAUGGUCAAGGUUCAGCGGGGUAUCUUGGAACUCCAGUGCCAGUGUCUGACCUCUUCCAACGAGCAGAGGCCGAAAGUCGUGUGGUGAACUCCGCCUUGUCUUCCUGGCUGGUGAGCGUGGCGUGUGCCCUGAUUGCGCUUGGUAUCUUCACACAAAGUCUGUGGCUGUCAGGUAUCGCGUGCUUUGCAAUGCUCUCAACGGCGGCAUGUAGCCUGUUUUUCAUCACCAGCGUUUUCCACUGGAGCUUUGGCUUGAUGGAGGCGGUGUCAUUGAUCAUUUUCUGUGGCUUCUCAGUGGACUAUCCACUGCAUGUCGUCCAAGCCUAUGUCCACGAGCGCCAAAGAGAUUCGACGCGGGACACCUAUGACGUGCAGCCCAUGGAAGAUCGGCCACACACACGGAGUCGAACCGCGACGGGCGACGCCUACGCCUUGCACGAGUCCGUUCCACCGGAUCGCUGGUGCGUCACCUGGAAGAACUUGGAGUACUUGCGGAAGGAGGUGAAAGACGCGCUGUUGAAGGAGGAAAUCCAUCCGAAUGACCGCGAUCCAUUUCAGAGAUACGACCGUAUCUAUGGGCCCAGCAUCUAUACGGUGACGGAGCAGCACAUCAAACCGGUGACCCGCGACGCUGGGAAAAUGAGUUGGGCCUUGAUGCUGAACCCCAGAGGUUUGGAUUGCGAUCUCUUCAUCAGCCAUGCUUGGGCAGAAGGAAUCUUUGAGUUUCUGAGGAAAGUGAGGCAUUCCUGGCCCCGUGGUGCACGCCAUGCAUGGUGCUGCAUGUUGGCAAACCCACAGAAUCUCAACAUAGGAGCCUUGCUACAGUCUCCCAGCAGUUCGCCAUUUGCGCUGGCACUGCAUUCUGCAAAUGUAGUUCUGGUGGUCCCCAACCGUCAUUGCAGCAUAUACACGAGGCUUUGGUGUGCCUAUGAAGGCUAUCUUGCUCAAGAAGCUGGGAAACCCAUUCUGGUUGCCAGGACAUCAUCUCUGCCACGCUUUAUGUCUUCAAUGAAGUACUUGUGCGCUUCUGCAGCCUUCGGAUGUCUUCUGGGGAUGCUGGUCCGCGCGUGGGGCCUGCGAUUGGACAGAUACCUCUGGCUGGUGAGUGUGGCUGCAAUGUUGGGAACUACUAUUACAGACAACAAGAGCCGUAUUGUGAUGCAUUGCUUUUGUGAAAUGAUUUGCUUCAUAGAACUCGUCGACACUGCCGGCUUCCCAACUGGUGAAGUAUGGGGCUUCCCCGACGAGAUGCACUCACUGGUUCAUAUUUGGUUUUGGCUGAUGGCUGGUGCAUUCUUCUGCUUGCAGGAGGUGGACCGUAUCGAAGGAGGGAUCAACAUCAAAGAGGCUCAACAACUGCGUGCCGGCUACCAAGGCUCCAUCCAGUAUGCGGAAUGCUCGGAGUCUUCCGAUGCCGAGAAGAUACUGUCAGAGAUUGGUCCGGACUGUGCUGUGGUGGACUUUGCCAUUCAAGUGCUGUUGACUGCUGGGAUGUCCACCACGGCAUUACGCGACAUUGCUCGAGCUGGUGUUGAUAUUCACAAUGCAGCAUAUUCAGAGAUCACUGCAGCAGUGACCAUCCUGGGUCCCUUCGACUUGCUGACCUUCUCACAUUUGAUUUUCGAACUUUGCUAUGAAAGUGGUGAGUUGAUCGUGAGUGUCCUCCAGUUUCUAUCUAUUUUCUUCCGAAUCAUCAUCAUGAUAGUCCUGUGCCGCAGCGAAAUCGACGACAUAUACUUCGUUUUAAAGGUCCUGACCAAAGCAGUAGGGUUGCUUCUGAUGCUGCUGUUGCUGGUAUGUUUCAUUGCCAUCUCCACGAAGCGCUCACCACUGUUGGCCUGGUUAAUUCUAUUGGAUCUGGUCCUGGGCUUUGCGGUGAUUCUCUGCAUCCUUGGCAUCAAAAACACGGCCCAGAUGCCUUUUGGGCUGCGGAUCUUACAGGUUUUCUUCGCGCGAGGCACUACCGUCUUUUCAGCCUGUAAGAAAGCAGAUCAAGCAGCGACCCUGGAGGAUAGCAACAUGGCCAACGAAAUGGGAACGUCCUAUCAAUUUGGGAUCAGCCCAUUGCGUGCCAAGGUUCAGGAUGCCAUCGGCGAGGUUGGCAGCGCUGUGGCCUCUGGUUGCGUGACGACAUGUGGUGCUGCAGUGUUUCUACUGUUCUGCCAGAUCCGCAUUUUCACUCGAUUCGGACAGGUACUGGUGGUGAACAUGGUGUGUUCCUUGGUGUUUGCCUUGCUGUGGAUCCCAGCUGUCCUUGAGCUGAGCAACCAUGGGCUCGACCUGCGGCAAAAACGAGCUCCGCGCGGUGUUGACUCCGAUGAAGGCUAUGCCAUGGGCCUACUGGGCGAAGGUCGACAAACACCAGGAGCUGUCAUUCGGGCACCGGAACGCUUGAUGCUGGAGGUGGAUGAGUCCGAAGGCUUCGCUGCCCUGCGAGGCUGA
Molecule: messenger RNA, 3399 nt
Organism: Cladocopium goreaui
Lineage: Eukaryota; Dinophyceae; Suessiales; Symbiodiniaceae
Source: the annotation of a GenBank genome assembly